This is a messenger RNA of Branchiostoma belcheri (Belcher's lancelet), 1134 nucleotides long. RefSeq names its product CMP-N-acetylneuraminate-poly-alpha-2,8-sialyltransferase-like. Bases 19 to 1095 code for a protein of 358 amino acids. Gene Ontology annotation, molecular function: alpha-N-acetylneuraminate alpha-2,8-sialyltransferase activity. The transcript is spliced from 4 exons. Gene Ontology annotation, biological process: oligosaccharide metabolic process; N-glycan processing. The record is from RefSeq and is a predicted model, not a curated record. Lineage: Eukaryota; Metazoa; Chordata; Leptocardii; Amphioxiformes; Branchiostomatidae.
UAUGCAACAGCUCUAAACAUGGCGGACAGAAAGACUUGUUUUCGACUGAUGGCACUGGGACUACUUUUUGCUACCAGUAUGGCCAUUCUGAUCAGCAUCAAGAUAGAACGUUCGCACCAGGUUUCAUUUCGCAAAGCUCGGAUAACAUCGAUAUCCACCGUUUCUCCACAGUACAGGACCAAGUUCCCGACCAACUCACCACCGAUGGCAACAACGAAAGCCUGGAAAACGUACAUAAAUGAAUCUGAAGUCCAACUUAUGCGAAAGUGGGUUAUGAAGCAUUUCAACCCCGACAAAGACCUUGCCUUGGACAAGUUUCAUGCCUGGCCUGGACAGCGAAUCAAAUACGCUUUAAAGGCUAAGCGAAUCAAGCGACCGUACCAAAACAUCACCCAACAGUUUUACCGUCUGUUGCCCAAGUCGUCGCCUCUUCUAGGAAAGCACUUCAAGUCCUGUGCUGUAGUGGGGAAUUCUGGGAUUCUCCUGGGCAGCCGCUGUGGUCCUCAGAUCGACUCUGCAGACUUCGUGUUCAGAUGUAACCUUCCUGCUAUUGAGGGGUUCGAGAAAGACGUGGGGACAAAAUCUAACUUCACCACCAUGAAUCCCUCUGUUCUUCCACACGAUUACGAAGGAUACGCCACAAACAGAAGCGUACAAGAGCGGCUACUGAAGCGAUUUCGCGCCGUCGGCAACCAGAUUCUGCACAUCCCUGCUCUUGUAUCGGUGCACGGACGUCCACAAGCGGACUUCGCUGUGGGGAUGAUCCGCAAAAAUCACCUGCCGAUAAAAAUUACGAUCCAACCAAGUGAAACUACUGACAAGAUAGAUGCGCUUUGGGAGGAUUCAGAAUUCAAGCCGAAACGAGCGUCGACAGGAAGUAUUCUGUUCGCGCUGGCCGCCUGUGUUUGCGACCAGAUCCACAUGUACGGAUUCUACCCUUUUGCAGAGGACGACAAGGGGCGAAAGAUAAUGUACCACUACUAUGGUUCAGGGAGAAAAAUGCGUGCAAGCCACAAUAUGUCUGAAGAGCAGCGGAUGUAUCAAAAGCUCCACCAGCGGAAAGCUUUGGUACUGCACACGGAGCCUUGUCGGUGACGUUGUGGGCUUUUAUCUCUGGAUCAAAACUUCCGACCC